AUGUUGAGUAGUAGAGUUUCAUUUGUUUUAUUUCUGUUCGGUUUGAUCUCUCAGAUCAAUGCUUUGAAUUUUGAGAUUCCAGCAUCUAAUAACCCAGAACCUUAUUGUGUUCGUGAUUUCGUCAGUGAAGGUCAAUUAGUUGUUAUUACAGCUGAAUCAGAUGGAUCAGUUGGUGAUGGUCAAAUUUUGAGCAUGGUUGUUCGUGAUUCUAAUGGGAAUGAGUACCGUAGAAAGAAGGAUUUUGCUGGUGAGGUACGUGUAGCCUUUAAUGCACCAUCUAGUGUUUCAUUCGAUGUUUGUUUUGAUAAUACAGCUCAGGUUCAAGGUAGAUCCAUGAAGAGAUAUGUUGAAUUGGAUAUUGAAAGUGGUGCUGAGGCUCGUGAUUGGAACAAGAUUAGUGCAAGUGAAAAAUUAAAGCCAAUUGAAUUGGAAUUACGUAAAAUCGAAGAACUUGCUGAUGAAGUUGUUGAUGAAUUGAACUAUUUGAAAUCAAGAGAAGAAAGAUUGAGAGAUACCAACGAAUCUACUAAUGCCAGAGUAAAGAACUUUUCAUUUUUAGUCAUUACCGUAUUGGUAUCAUUAGGUUUAUUCCAAAUUAAUUACUUGAAGAAUUAUUUCAAGGCUAAACAUAUCAUUUAG
Vanderwaltozyma polyspora DSM 70294 is the source of this 639-nucleotide messenger RNA. RefSeq names its product Erv25p (gene ERV25). NCBI's taxonomy places the organism in Eukaryota, Fungi, Ascomycota, Saccharomycetes, Saccharomycetales, Saccharomycetaceae. The transcript has a single exon. Bases 1 to 639 code for a protein of 212 amino acids. The record is from RefSeq and is a predicted model, not a curated record. Gene Ontology annotation, biological process: intracellular protein transport; Golgi organization; endoplasmic reticulum to Golgi vesicle-mediated transport. Gene Ontology annotation, cellular component: COPII-coated ER to Golgi transport vesicle; Golgi apparatus; endoplasmic reticulum.